AAAGAAUCAAUAACUGACAAUUUAAUGUCUUCAUAUAUGGACUAUUGAUGAACUUUUGAGGAUUUUGGUCCAGUUUCACGUAUUCGUAAACAAUAAAGGCAUAAUUUCCAAAUUCUGCAGGGAAUUUGUUUCUUAUACGUUGCACCGAAUUUAUAUUCUUAUAAUGAAUCCCCGAAAGAGGUCGCGCUAGGAACAUGACGUCAGAAUCAGUCAGAAAUAUGUCGGCAUUCUGAUAGUACAAGUGAUGGUUAUUGUGUAAAAAUAUUUAUAUUCGGUUAUCCAAAUUGUGUAAAAAAUUAGUGAAAAGACAAUUUAAUAAAUUGUAAUCAUGGCUGCGGUUUAUGGGAGUAAAGACUUGAUAGUUGGUGGAAAGUAUCGUCUAGUUCGUAAAAUCGGCAGUGGAUCAUUUGGUGACAUAUUCCUCGGCAUCAAUAUCUCAAACGGGGAGGAAGUAGCUGCCAAAUUAGAGAAUAUUAGAGCAAGACAUCCACAGUUAUUGUAUGAAAGCAAAUUAUACAAAAUAUUGAAUGGAGGAGUAGGAAUACCACACAUUAGGUACUAUGGCCAAGAGAGAGAAUUUAACGUCCUCGUUAUGGACCUACUGGGUCCUUCACUCGAAGAUCUCUUCAACUUCUGUUCACGUCGUUUCACCAUAAAAACUGUACUCAUGUUGGCUGAUCAGAUGAUUGGACGCAUGGAGUAUGUUCAUUGCAAAUCAUUCAUACACAGGGAUAUAAAGCCCGAUAAUUUCCUUAUGGGAAUCGGACGCCACUGCAAUAAGUUGUUCCUCAUCGAUUUUGGAUUAGCCAAAAAAUUCAGGGAUCCUAGAACACGGUUGCACAUCUGCUACCGCGAAGACAAGAACUUAACCGGCACCGCUCGUUACGCCAGCAUCAACGCCCACUUGGGCAUCGAACAGAGUCGUCGCGACGACAUGGAAUCUCUCGGCUACGUGCUGAUGUACUUCAACAGAGGCUGCCUGCCGUGGCAAGGACUGAAGGCAGCAACAAAGCGACAAAAGUACGAGAAGAUCAGCGAAAAGAAGAUGAGCACUCCCGUGGAAGUACUGUGUAAGGGUUUUCCUGCCGAGUUUUCGAUGUACCUGAACUAUUGUCGCGGCCUGCGAUUUGAAGAAGCACCCGAUUAUAUUUAUCUAAGACAGUUAUUCCGCAUAUUGUUCCGUACCCUCAAUCACCAGUAUGAUUAUACCUUCGAUUGGACGUUGCUCAAACAAAAGACAACCAACCCUAACGCAGUGGGUUCCUCAGCGCAACCCCAAACAUCAACUGCAGUUGCACAGCCCCCAGUGAACCGUGACAAAAAAGAACAAGAUGAAAAGAACAAGCAGAUAAAUUCGAAAGGCAACCAUUAACACACCGUCUCGGCAAAAAGAAAAUCAACAACAUUAAACAUUAAGUAAAAACACGAAUUAUUAUUUACUUUGUCUAACGGUCAUAUUUACGGAUAUUGUAAUAUAAUAUAAAGUAGAAAUAAAAUUGAAAAAUGCAAAAAAUAUUUUGUAAUACAUGGGUCUUUUUUCAAACCUAUAUAUUAUCGUCCUUAAUUUUCAGGAGAAUCAUUGCAAUCCUAAAAAAUGUAUGCAUUUUGAUAUAUCAAAUUGUCAUACUGAAUAAAUUCACUAAAUUUUAAAACAUGUAGGUCCAAUUUUUUGAAUAGGAUUUUAAUAAUAAUCCCACCAUUAUAUCAAAUAAAUUGAUAUUUCUCUUUCACAAAUAUCUCAAUAGUGCAAAAUAUUACAAGGUCAAAAUUAAUAUCAUUUUGAGCUUUUGAAUUUUCACAAUUCAAUCAUUAUUUGUUUCAAUUUGCUCACAUAACCUGAUAAGACCUUUUUAGAUGCUUCUAAUGACGGCGAUAUAUAAGAAGAAUAAAUCACAAUAAAUGACAAAAAGGAUGAAAUUACAAAAAAAAAUAGUCAAAAUCAAGGACAGCCUUGAAAGGACCCAUGUGAUUCAGUUGAGGUUAGGUCGCUUACAAAAUAGACUUCAGCCUCAAAAAGAUUGUGUGAGAGAAUGCCUGAUUGAUUCGUAGUGUGAUUGCAAAUAUGGCUGUAUUAUUUAAUAUAAUAGUUUAGGAAUAAGUUGUAAAAUAUUAAUGAACAUUUCGGAGAAUAACUGAGUACUAUAACGUCAAUUUCAUGUCUUUUCACAUAGCCUAUUAAUUGUUCCGAUAACAUGAUGUGCUCCAGUAUAGCAUUAAAUUUCAGUAAAACGUUAAUUUUUUUUUUUCAAUAUCCAUCUGUACAAAAUGCUUUCAAUUUUGUUUUAACAAGAUUAAUAAAGUAUUAAUAUCUAAAUGUUUGUAGCAAAACGAUUUCUUUAAAUAUAUUUUGUUUACAUUGUCUACAUAUUCAUCAAGCAUUGAUCUUAAUAGAUGUUGUGGAAAAUGACUUUAUCAAAGUUUUGUCUUCUUGUUAUUCAAAUGCUACACUUGCUUCGAAUAAAUCGAUUUUUUUCGGAAUGGAAACCGUCUUUUUUAGAUUAAAAAAAAAGUUGAAUGUUUUCUCAGGAAAUUCCCAAGACUGAAGCAAGUUAUGCAUUUAGACAAAUAACAAAUAUGUAUACUUUUUCGAAAUAUGCAUGUGUUGCAAUACACUCCUUGUAAACUGAGGUUAUCAUCUCUCUUUGGCCAUUUCGUGAAAUGGAUCAUAUAAACUAGAUAUGUCGGCUUCAAACUGCAUAUAAAAUCUGGAUGUCCUUGUAUAUACCCCAAUAUAUGUGAUGAAAAAUUAAGAUUUUCCACGUUUUAGCUGGAAGCAAUUGAAAUAACUUAGAGGAAACUUUCAUUAGGAGGAUUUUAUGAAUAUUUCGCCUAAAAAUCGGGUUUGUAUUAGGUCGAAAUAUCGUUAUAUUUAUCUGUCAUCUUUAAGGAUUAGCUAUUUGUGUUCAAUUAUUCAUAUUAAUCGAUUUGAUUUCUAAGAUUAUACAAGUAUUUCGUCUAAAUCGCUUCAGAUAGUGUUUAAAAAGUGCAAUUUUUGAAUGACUCGUUUCAUUUCCUGGGAGAUUAAUUUUUGAUGACUAUGUUUUCAUUAGAAUAUGGCAAUGAAAAGUUUAAUUCUUCAUCGAAAUUGAUGUGUACUACGAUUGUAAAAAUAUUUCUAGUUAUACUAUAUCUGUCACAUUAUUAUUGGAAUUCAUCACAGAUUCAUGGAAAUUUUUGUACAAAUGUUCUGACGUCUCUGAGUUUCAUAAUAGGAUAAGAUUCUUAUGAUUGGGUCCCUUGAUAAAGAUUCCAAUGUUUUUGUAUUUUCUAGUUUUUCGUGUAAUUUUUUAUAGGGAUUUGGAACUGAGUGAUAUGUAACUUAUUCCAAUUAGAAGUUGCAUGAGGAUUCCUCUUAUUUGACAAAAUUAGUCGAGCAACAUCAAACCCAAAUUGGUUGGUUUGAAAAAAAAUCUCGACUGUUUACAAUAUAUUGUUAUCUAAUAUUUAUGUCAAAUCAGUGUGUGUAUUACUAAUAUUAAACUAAAGAACUCUGGCAGAUUAUGAUUUGCAUAAUAUGUGAACAAAACUAGUUGUUUAUUCAAUGUGUCUUCUCCAACAAUUUGUUACUUUCAUAAUAAAACUUAUAUUUAUUCUUGCCUAUAAAGCGGAAAUUCUUUCUCAUCUUUGGAAAUUUUAUUGGAGCAUAAAUAUUGAAUUACUUUAGUUUUGAUCUUCAUACUGUUAAAUAUAUAUAUGGAAUACUACUGUAUAUUUUAAUGUCUCGUUUAGUUGUAAGUAUCUAUAUAAUUAUGAAGGUACAGUUUUUUUGGCGGAAGCCUUUAUAAUUUUAGUUUUGGACAGCUUUAGAAUUUUGUAAAAACGCUGUUUCAUGAGUUGAAAGGAAUAAAACCUAAAACUCCG
Molecule: messenger RNA, 3861 nt
Organism: Coccinella septempunctata (seven-spotted ladybird)
Lineage: Eukaryota; Metazoa; Arthropoda; Insecta; Coleoptera; Coccinellidae
Gene: CkIalpha
Product: casein kinase I
Exons: 8
Coding region: 329-1372 (347 amino acids)
Biological process (GO): negative regulation of canonical Wnt signaling pathway; peptidyl-serine phosphorylation; signal transduction
Cellular component (GO): cytoplasm; nucleus
Molecular function (GO): ATP binding; protein serine/threonine kinase activity
Source: RefSeq, a predicted model, not a curated record